UUAUAAAACGUCCAACGGCCACCGCCGCCGCAGCCACCGUCGAAGGGCUGUGUUGUAAAUCGAUCGGCGGCGCAAGCGCUCGAGUCUCGUAAAUCGGAGCGCGCUCGGUGACUCGCUUGGUAAAAAUAAAAUAAAAAAAUAAACGCGCUUACCCAAGUCCGUCGACCGCCUCAUACCGAGACCCAAGUCGUCGCGCCAGUGUAGCUGCUUAAGCAACGUACACUGGACGCGUUUCGCUGCCAAACACCGAUAUCUUUGGCGAGCACGCUAGUGUGUGUCUUUUUUUUCUACCUUUUCAAUGCAAUUUGUAUCGGUUAACGACGGUGUGUCAGUGUAGUGUUAGCGCGCGCUCCCGUGAACUCGACCAAUUCGUUCAGGGUGCAAACGUUCGCCGGUGAUGUGACAGGAUUCUAGGACGACGAGACGACGGUGUCUCGGACACGAUUACAAUGCGUUUGGCCCGAGAACGCCUGAACAUGCGACUCGGUCGGCGGUGAUACCACUGCGGUCAUUCCCCCGCACAGCAUGGCCUCGGUGGCCGCUUGGUUGCCGUUUGCCCGGGCAGCGGCCAUCGGAUGGGUGCCGAUCGCCACACAUCCGUUGCCGCCGCCGCCGAUUCCUAAAGAUCGGCGAAAGAUCGACGACGAAAAGCUUCUGAUCAACGUGUCCGGACGACGAUUCGAGACGUGGCGAAACACGGUCGAAAAGUACCCAGACACAUUGUUGGGUUCUAACGAGCGAGAGUUUUUCUAUGACGAAGACUGCAAGGAGUACUUUUUCGACCGGGAUCCAGACAUCUUUCGACACAUACUCAACUAUUAUAGAACCGGUAAGCUGCACUACCCCAAACACGAGUGUCUGACUAGCUACGACGAGGAAUUGGCAUUUUUCGGUAUACUACCCGACGUCAUCGGUGACUGUUGUUACGAGGAUUACCGUGACCGUAAACGGGAGAACGCCGAACGGCUGAUGGACGACAAGUUAUCAGAGAGCGGCGACCAGAAUUUGCCGCAGCUUACGAACAUCCGACAGAAAAUGUGGCGGGCGUUUGGCAACCCGCAUACGUCCACGGCCGCCUUGGUGUUCUACUACGUCACCGGCUUCUUUAUCGCCGUCUCCGUCAUGGCCAACGUGGUGGAAACCGUACCGUGCGGACACCGGCCCGGCCGAGUAGGCACUCUGCCGUGCGGUGAACGGUACAAAAUAGUGUUCUUCUGCCUGGACACUGCCUGCGUCAUGAUCUUCACCACCGAAUACCUUUUGCGGUUAUUUGCCGCUCCCGACAGAUGCAAAUUCAUGCGGAGCGUCAUGUCCAUUAUCGACGUGGUGGCCAUUCUGCCCUACUACAUCGGUUUAGGUAUCACCGACAACGAUGACGUGUCCGGCGCGUUUGUAACCCUUCGAGUGUUUCGAGUGUUCCGUAUAUUUAAAUUUUCCAGACACUCGCAGGGACUUCGUAUUCUCGGUUACACGCUCAAAUCUUGUGCCUCCGAAUUGGGUUUUCUCGUGUUCUCAUUGGCCAUGGCCAUUAUCAUUUUCGCAACGGUUAUGUUUUACGCAGAGAAGAACGUGGACGGCACUAACUUCACGUCCAUACCGGCUGCGUUCUGGUACACUAUUGUCACAAUGACUACGCUCGGGUACGGUGACAUGGUUCCGGAGACAAUAGCUGGUAAAAUUGUCGGGGGAGUAUGCUCCUUGAGCGGAGUGCUCGUCAUUGCUCUACCUGUUCCUGUAAUCGUUUCUAAUUUCAGUCGCAUAUACCACCAAAAUCAACGAGCGGACAAGAGAAAAGCGCAAAGGAAAGCGAGACUGGCGAGAAUCAGGAUAGCAAAAGCAUCGUCUGGGGCAGCGUUCGUGAGCAAAAAGAAGGCGGCCGAGGCAAGAAUGGCGGCUCAAGAGUCCGGCUUAGAACUUGAUGAAAAUUACAGAGAAGAAGACAUAUUUGAGCUGCAACAUCAUCAUUUACUACGAUGUUUGGAAAAAACCACCGAUAGAGAAUUUGUGGAGCUUGAAGUACCGUAUAACGUUCAAUCGAAAAGGCCGUGCUCGCCAUCUCCCCUUCUGAGCCCAAGCCAUUCGGCUUUAAGCAGGGUGAACUUCCUAAGCUCGUGCUGCACAAGAUGCUGUAAUCCACGGUAUCAGAAACACAAACGCGAAAGCUCGCCGGAGUCUGUCGGUGAGCCCAUCAACGAAGAAGAACUGAUGGAAGUGCAUAUGAAACGCAAUCAAAAUAUAUCGGGUGGUAAGUCAAGUAACUCUCUGGAGUACAAUAGCUGUGACAUACCACCGUCGUCCACCAAGAAGACACCGGCUGCUAGCGGCAGUGGAGGCGGCGGCGGUGGUGUUGGUGGCGGUGGCUCCACGUCCAUGGUGUCAAUGGGUACCAAACCCAACUCGAGUACGUCGUCUGUGGUGGUUAACCUGCCCGGGUCUUACCCUAACUCCGAGAUAGACUACGGGUCGGCGUCCUACCCACCGUCCCCGUCUCUGUCUUCCACUGAUGCCAACAAACCGCAAGUGCGCAUCACGUUCCUCUAGCGUGUCCUGAUGGCCGUUUUUAUUAUUAUUAUUGUCAUUUAUUUAUUUGUAUUAUGUUUUAUAAUUAUAAUUAUUAUUAUGUACUUCGAUAGAUUUACAAGUAGUGCAUUAUUUAUUACAUCGAAUAUCUAUUACUAUUAUCAUCAAUAUCGUUAUAUAAUUAUUAUAUUUUAUGUAAAUUUAAUCAUUCGAGAGCCCCGUGGUAUUGUUCCAUAAUAUUAUCAGUCAAUGCAUGUUGAACUUAACUUGCUGUGUGGUCGAAUCCAUCUCAAAAAUUAUCAGUUACAUUAUUCUAUGUAACUCUCUAAGCAGUUAAAAAACUUACAUUUUUUAUAAAUUUUAUAAAAAUGUCACAUAGAUUGAUUCGUUUACUGUUCAACAAAUUUACGAGCGUUUUGGGGUUUAUAGAAAUACAUGACAGGUAUAAAAUGUUCAAACAACAAAAAAACAUCAAGAAAAAUGUACAUAAAUAUUCUUUUCAACAAAAAAUUAGAGACAUCCCUGUAGACGACU
This is a messenger RNA of Daktulosphaira vitifoliae (grape phylloxera), 3054 nucleotides long. It is a transcript of the gene Shal, whose product is annotated as potassium voltage-gated channel protein Shal. Gene Ontology annotation, biological process: potassium ion transmembrane transport; protein homooligomerization. The record is from RefSeq and is a predicted model, not a curated record. Gene Ontology annotation, molecular function: protein binding; A-type (transient outward) potassium channel activity. Bases 526 to 2541 code for a protein of 671 amino acids. Lineage: Eukaryota; Metazoa; Arthropoda; Insecta; Hemiptera; Phylloxeridae. The transcript has 5 exons. Gene Ontology annotation, cellular component: membrane; voltage-gated potassium channel complex.